GGAGGCGCGAGCAGGGCGGUGCGGGAUAGAGGUGAUCUCCAGAUAUGAACCCGUAAGGUGUCGGAAUUAAUGCCUUUUGCUGCUCAUACAUCAACUAUGCAGACAGGUGUGCUCAUGGAGUGUCACCUGGACCAGCUGGUUCCACGUGUUCUGUCUCUGACCCUGCUGGUACACCUGUGCCUGGCUGCACCAGGUCUUCCAGGAACACAGAGGGAGGAAUCAGUAGAUGCCCAUCCCCCUUCUGCAGCACUACCCAAUCCCUUUGGCUCUGGAGAGGAGGAACGUAGUUUGAGACAGAGUUACAUUCAAUCAAGCCUGAAGAAUGGAGGACAAGGAGGACCAGAAAUCACCACCUGGGAACAAGAGGUAUUCUUCCUGUUUGGCCUUUAUGAUUAUGAUCGCAGUGGGUUCUUAGAUGGCUUGGAGAUGAUGAAGCUCCUCUCAGAUUUUAACUCCCAUCAUAUACCUGGAGCAGAGGCCAGUGAGCAGGUGGUUUCUAUGGUAGAUUUCUUACUACAGACUCAGGAUCUAAACCAGGAUGGUCUGUUGGCUCUAUCUGAACUGCUCUCCCCUUCACUCACUCACACACAGGACCCAAGCAACAACAAUCCACCUCAGCAGGAGCAGGAAGCAGUAGUGAAGGAACAGCUAUCAAACGCUAUUGCUAACGUGGACAGUGUCGGAGCAGUGGAGCAGAGAGAGGAACAGAUUCGUGAAGAGAUUCAGCUUCAAGAGGACGUAAAAGGAAAGGAAGUUGAACCCAUAAGGCAAAUGGAUGAAUAUGAGAGACAUCAAAUCCCAGAAGUCACAAUAGAAGAUCUGGGCCAGGACCACAAUAUCCCUGUACAUCAGGGCCAACCAGAGAUAUAAAACGACACACAUUAACACACUAGAGAAAACACCACUCUGUCAUCUAGGCCUCAGCCUCUUAAGUACUGUAUGGGAGAGCUUCUUAAUCAGCAUCCCCCAAAAUGGUCCCCUUCUGGAUCUGAGUUCUGAGUUUCUGCUAAUGUACAAUUCACUGGACUGUUAAACAUGUAGAUGGGUGGUCAAAAGGUCUUUCUGGUCAAAAUAUUCCUGCCACUGUAUUGGGAUGCUCAAUGAUUCCCGGAGCUUUUAAGGGGUUAAAGGCAGAAUGUAAUAUUAGUUGCAACAAUAAAACAGAAGCCAUGAUUAAAAGAGACUUUUUCAUUAUUUUUUUUUAAGUUGGAAAAUGUGUAAUUGAAUUUAUUUACCAUUUAUUUACCAUUUUCUGCCAUGAUUAUUUAAUGUAUUUGUUUGCUUUAUACCACCAGUUUAUGAGCUACUGCAUCAUUUGACUGGAUGUUACUUGGAUGUUUCCUCCUCCCCAAAUGUCAGUAGACACUGUGGAUUCAUGUACAUGUGGAUGGUGGACUUUCUGCACUUUUAGCUGUUUUUUUUAAUGUUUCAGAUUCACAGUUGGUUCAGCUGAAAUUAAAAUUCGCUCUCCUUAAUAUUAUGUCAACAAGUAAAAUGAGUACAUAUUGAAUUCACUAGACAAGGAGUAUGAAAGAAAAUAAUCUUUAUGGUGGCCCCACUGAAAUAAAAUGAAAAGUAAUGUAAAAUGCUAUCAUUAUCUACAUACUUGAAAUGUUUUAGUGUGAA
Molecule: messenger RNA, 1626 nt
Organism: Pelmatolapia mariae (spotted tilapia)
Lineage: Eukaryota; Metazoa; Chordata; Actinopteri; Cichliformes; Cichlidae
Gene: cgref1
Product: cell growth regulator with EF-hand domain 1
Exons: 7
Coding region: 70-870 (266 amino acids)
Molecular function (GO): calcium ion binding
Source: RefSeq, a predicted model, not a curated record